Closterium sp. Yama58-4 is the source of this 518-nucleotide messenger RNA. NCBI's taxonomy places the organism in Eukaryota, Viridiplantae, Streptophyta, Zygnematophyceae, Desmidiales, Closteriaceae. The record is from the annotation of a GenBank genome assembly.
AUGGUCCAUGUCUCCACCUCUCCCCUCCCCUUGACUCUAUUUUCCAUGUCUCCUCCCUCUCCCCUCCCCUUGACUCUAUUUUCCAUGUCUCCUCCCUCUCCCCUCCCCUUGACUCUAUUUUCCAUGUCUCCUCCCUCUCCCCUCCCCUUGAAUCUAUUUUCCAUGUCUCCUCCCUCCCCGCUCCCCUUGACUCUAUUUUCCAUGUCUCCUCCCUCUCCCCUCCCCUUGACUCUAUUUUCCAUGUCUCCUCCCUCUCCCCUCCCCUUGAAUCUAUUUUCCAUGUCUCCUCCCUCUCCCCUCCCCUUGACUCUAUUUUCCAUGUCUCCUCCCUCUCCCCUCCCCUUGACUCUAUUUUCCAUGUCUCCUCCCUCUCCCCUCCCCUUGAAUCUAUUUUCCAUGAUGUCUCCUCCCUCUCCCCUCCCCUUGACUCUAUUUUCCAUGUCUCCUCCCUCUCCCCUCCCCUUGACUCUAUUUUCCAUGUCUCCUCCGUCUCCCCUCCUCCUGACUCUAUUUUUCAU